AUGGACUUUAGAGGCCGCAAAGCAAAUUCUGUUGGCGAUCUCUUUCACUUUGUUCAAGUGCAAGAAGAAGAAGAAGAAUCAGCAGCAGCAGCAGCAGCAGCUGUUGCUGCUGCUGCUGCAACAGCAGCAGCAGCAGGAACUGCUCCUGCACAUGCUGCAGCUGCAGAGCCGCUGCUGCAGCGGGGACUACCGCAGCGUCAGGCUGCUUCUGCUUUUGCUGCUGCUGCAGCAGCAGCAGCAACAACAACAGCAGCAACAGCAGCAGCCGCAGCAGCAGCAGCAGCAGCAGCAGCAACACCAUCCAGCUACAGCAGCAGAAGUUCAAGAAGCAGAAAGGCCUCCCCCUAUGGGCUCAGCCGCUCUUUCCUGCGGCGACCCCUCAUUAGCAGCAGCAGCAGCAACAACAUCAGCAGCAGCAUCAGCAGCAGCAACAUCUGCAGCAGCAGCAGCAGCAAUAGCAGUAGCAACGGGAGCAGCAACUGCAGCAGCAGCAACAGCAGCAGCAGCAGCAGCAGCGUAAACUCACCUGCAGCAGCAGACUCUACAGCUAGCGGCAAUACCACACCAAGGCUCAACAGUAGCAGCAGUAGCAGCAGCAGCAGCAAAAUCUAUGAGGGUCUGCUUCCUCUUGCUUCUUCAGUUGUAUCUUCGCAGGAGCAGCAACACGUCGAGCAGCAGCAGCAGCAGCAGCAGCAGCAGCAGCAGCAGCAGCAGCAGGUUGUGUUGCUGAAGCAGGAGUUGCAGCAACAAAGCAAAGAAUCUCUUCUGUUGUUUUUGCUGCUGCUGCUGUGGGGGGUAGCUCGGCCUGAACUGCAUCUUAAUCUGUUUAGCUGGUGCUAUUUGCUGCUGCUGCUGCUGCACGGCCUUGCAGGUGGAGCCUUCCUCUACUGCAGCAACAGCAGCAGCAGCAGCAGCAGCAGCAGCAGCAGCAGCAGCAGGAAACGAUCUUUGCUGCUGCUGCUGUUGGCCACCAAUGCGUUGCUGCUGGCUUCUUCAGCUCCUGCUUCUUUUUCUUUUCUUUUCGGGGUUUUGCCGCCGUUGGCGCUGCAGCAGCAGCAGCAGCAGCUGAUGCUGCAGCAGCAGCAACAGCAGCAGCAACAGCAGCAGCAGCUGCAGCAGCCGCAGGAAGAGCUCCCUACCGUGCAGCAGUCAGACAAGGGGCUGCUUACAGACGGGCAGCAGCAGCAGGCUGAUUUGUUGUUUUCAAUUCUGCAGCAGCAGCAGCAACAGCAACAGCAGCAGCAGCAACAGCAGCAACAGCAACAGCAUCAGAAACCGGAGCAGCAAGAGCAACAGCAGCAGCCGGGGGGAAGGAUGCAUGCUGCAGCAGCAGCAGCAGCAGCACCAAAAGCAGCCACCGGUCCUGAGGGUGGUGCUGCAGGAGAAGCAGCAGCAGGAGCAUUACCUACUGCAGCAGCUGCAACAACAGCAACAGCUGCAGCAGCAGCAGCAGCAGCACCAGCCGAAGUACCAUCACCUGCAGCAGCAGCAGCACCACUUGAAGAGGCAGCAUUUAUAGCAGCAGCAACAGCCCCUGCAGCAGCAGCAGUACCUGCAGUAGCAGCAGCACCUGCUGCAGCAGCAGCACCUGCUGCAGCAGCAGCACCUGCUGCAGCAGCAGCACCUGCUACAGCAACAGCACCCGCUGCAGCAACACCCCCUGCAGCAGCAGCAGUACCUGCAGUAGCAGCAGCACCUGCUGCAGCAGCAGCACCUGCUGCAGCAGCAGUACCACCUGCAGCAGCAGCAACUGCUGCAGCAGCACCAUCUGCAGGUGCUGCUGCUGCAGCAGCAGCUCCUGCUGCAGCAGCAGUACCACCUGCAGCAGCAGCAACUGCUGCAGCAGCACCACCUGCAGCAGCAGCAGCAGUACCACCUGCAUCAGCAGCAGCAGCAGCACCACCACCACCUGCAGGAGCAGCAACUGCUGCAGCAGCACCUGUUGCAGCAGCACCUGUUGCAGCAGCACCUGUUGCAGCAGCACCUGUUGCAGCAGCACCUGUUUUAGCAGCACCUGUUGCUGCAGCACCUGCUGCGGCGGCUGUUCCCCCUGCAGCAGUUGCUUCACCUAUCCAGCAAGAGCAGCAGCAGCAGAGGCGGCAACCAGAGCAGCAGCAGCAGCCAAAGCAACAGCAGCCAAAGCAGCAGCAGCAACCAGAGCAGCAGCAGCAGAAGCCAGCGCAGCAGCAGCAGCAACCAGAGCAGCAGCAGCAGCAACCAGAGCAGCAGCAGCAGCAGCCAAAGCAGAAGCAGCAGCAGCCAGCGCAGCAGCAGCAGCAACCAGAGCAGCAGCAGCAGCCAGCACAGCAGCAGCAGCCAGCACAGCAGCAGCAGCAACCAGAGCAGCAGCAGCAGUCAGUGCAGCAGCAGCAGUCAGUGCAGCAGCAGCCACAGCAGCAGCAGCAGCCAAAGCAGCAGCAGCAGCAACAACAACAGCAGGAAGGCCAGGCUGCUUCUCCGAGGGUUAGUCAGGAAGAUGGGGCGUUGAGAGGCAGUGCUGCUGCUGCUGCUGCUGCGUCAGAAGCAGGAGGUGCAGCAGCAGCAGUGCCCCAAGAAGGUGCUACUGCUGCAGCAGCAGCAGCAGCAGAUGCUGCUGCAGCAGAGGGUAGGAGCUUGUUGAUCUUCGUUUUUGGGUUUUGUCUGUCGCUGGGGCCUCUCUGCUGUAUUCCUUUUCUGUGGCUGCCAGCAAAUAAGACAGUUAGUUUGCUGCUGCAGCUUACAGAGCAGCAGCAGCAGCAGCAGCAGCAGCAGCAGCAGCAGCAGCAACAGCUGCAGCUGCAGCAGCAGCAGUGGGGAGGCCUGCUGCUGCGCCCUCAUGGGGGCCGAAGUCUUCGUGCAGCGCCACAUAUGCUGUAA
Messenger RNA from Eimeria acervulina, 2856 nucleotides. RefSeq lists its product as hypothetical. NCBI's taxonomy places the organism in Eukaryota, Apicomplexa, Conoidasida, Eucoccidiorida, Eimeriidae. Bases 1 to 2856 code for a protein of 951 amino acids. The transcript has a single exon. The record is from RefSeq and is a predicted model, not a curated record.